AUGGGACUGACCCUGUGGCGCUGCCGUCUGGCGCUUCUCCUGCUGGGCCUGGCCGUUGCUGCCUUCCCAGCCAGCGCGGCCCCGACAACGGUGGUCCUCGAAAGGACAGCCGCCCUGCCGCCCGGGUGGCGCUUCCACAGCAAUGCCAGUGCGUCCGACACCAUCUCACUCUACAUAGCGCUGAGAGAGCCGGGGAUCCACGAGCUCAAGACGCAGCUCUCGCAACGCCACAGCAGCCGCGGAGCAGACGGCCGCCGCCGGGACCCCGGGCCGCACCUGAGCCGCGCGCAGGUCGGGCAGCUGCGCCAGCCAGGCCGCGUGGCCGCCGAGGCCGUGGCGGGCUGGCUGCGGUCGAGCGGCAUCCGCAACGCGCAGACACAAGGGACCAGCUUCGUGCGCUUCGACGCCUCGGCGCGCACCGUCAAGUCGCUGUUCCAGGCCGACCUCGCCUACUACGCCCACGGCACGACCGGCAAGCCCGUGCUGCGCGCGCUCUCGUACACUGUGCCGCGGUGGCUGCGCAGCGACAUCGACUUUGUGCACCCCCUGACGAACUUCAUGCCGCCGCACAGCAGCAGAACCAAACCACACCACAAGCCGCGGCCAACGCCGACACCGAAACCGGCCGUCGUCGACGCGGUCGGCGACGACGACGAGCGCGAGCUCGAUAUGCCGUGCCUGACGGGCACGUUCCCCGAGUGCAUCAAGAACCUGUACAACAUCACGUACCGGGCGGCGGCGCCCAGCCCGGCACGGUUCGGCGUGGCCGGGUUUCUGGAGCAGUGGAUCCUGUACAGAGACGUAGCCGGGUUCAUGGACGUGUACGCGCCAGAACUGGCAGCCACGGCCAACUUCACCGUCGAGCUGUUCAACAACGCCAUCAACCCGCAGGACUCGCCGUACGCGGCGGGCAUGGAGGCGUCGCUCGACGUCGAGUACGCGCUGGCGCUGGGGCACCCGGCAGCCGUGACGUACUACGUCACGGGGGGGCGGGGGACCAAGCUCGACGCCAACGGGACAGCGCUGUCCGAGGCGCAGAGCGACAACGAGCCGUACCUCGAGUUCUUCGCCGAGAUGCUCGCUAAGCCCGACGCCGCGCUGCCCCACGUGCUCAGCAUCAGCUACGCCGACGACGAGCAGGGCGUGCCGCGCGCGUACGCGGCGCGCGUGUGCGACAUGAUCGCCGCGCUAACGGCGCGCGGCGUAUCGGUGCUGGCGGCCACGGGCGACGCGGGUGCCGCCGGCACGGGGCAGACGCAGUGCGUGAGCAACGACGGCGCGGCGCGGCGCGUGUUCGUGCCGACGUUCCCAGCCAGCUGCCCCUACGUGACGGCGGUGGGCGCGACGGAGAACGUGGGGCCGCCGCUGACGGGCGCCGACUUCAGCUCGGGCGGGUUCAGCGACUACUUUGCGCGGCCCGCGUGGCAGGACGACGCCGUGGCGCCGUACGUGGCCGACAUGGUCGACGGCGCGGACCCGCGGCUGGCGUGGUUUAAUCGAUCUGGCCGCGCCGUGCCGGACAUCAGUGCCAUUGGCAGCGGGUUCCAGAUCCAGUACGGCGGGAACACGGCCGAGGUGUUGGGGACUAGUGCGAGCACGCCGACGCUCGCCGCCAUGGUGGCGCUGGUCAAUGAUGCGCGCCUGCGCGCCGGCAAGCCGAGCCUCGGCUGGCUGAACCCGCUGCUUUACGCGCCGAGUGUUAGGGAGGUGCUGCGCGACGUGACGGUUGGUGAUAGUGGUGGAUGUCACUUUCCCGACGACUCCAUCUCGCCGGGCUGGUCGUCGGUGGUCGGGUACGACUGCGUCACGGGGCUUGGCACCGUGGGCGACUUCAACAAUUUCCUCGCGGCGUUGGCGUGA
This is a messenger RNA of Lasiosphaeria miniovina, 1860 nucleotides long. Its product is annotated as peptidase S8/S53 domain-containing protein. The coding region runs from base 1 to 1860 and encodes 619 amino acids. Gene Ontology annotation, biological process: proteolysis. The transcript has a single exon. Lineage: Eukaryota; Fungi; Ascomycota; Sordariomycetes; Sordariales; Lasiosphaeriaceae. The record is from RefSeq and is a predicted model, not a curated record. Gene Ontology annotation, molecular function: tripeptidyl-peptidase activity; serine-type endopeptidase activity.